AUGACGGGGGGUGUUAGUGUCCGCGAUGUCGACGCACAGCAAUUUAUCACCGCCUACUCCGCUUUCCUGAAGCGACAAGGAAAGCUGCCUAUUCCCGGUUGGGUCGACACCGUCAAAACUUCUCCUUCCAAAGAACUCCCACCCCAAUCAAUCGACUGGUUCUACACCCGCGCCGCAGCCGUCGCCCGCCACAUCUACCUCCGCAAAACCGUCGGUGUCGGCCGCAUGCGAAAAGUUCACGGCAGCACCAAGAAUCGUGGCUCAAGACCCUCUCACCAUGUCGACGCUAGUGGAUCAGUGGACCGCAAAGUGAUGCAGGCGUUGGAGAAUAUCGGUGUGUUGGAGAAGGAUGAGGAGAGGGGAGGAAGGAGGAUCACGCAGAGUGGGCAGAGGGAUUUAGACCGGAUCGCUCAAACUACGCUUGAGGAGUCAGAUGAGGAGGAUGAGGAGUAG
Letharia columbiana is the source of this 453-nucleotide messenger RNA. RefSeq lists its product as uncharacterized. The transcript has 5 exons. The coding region runs from base 1 to 453 and encodes 150 amino acids. Gene Ontology annotation, biological process: translation; ribosomal small subunit assembly. Gene Ontology annotation, cellular component: ribosome; cytosolic small ribosomal subunit. The record is from RefSeq and is a predicted model, not a curated record. Gene Ontology annotation, molecular function: structural constituent of ribosome; RNA binding. Lineage: Eukaryota; Fungi; Ascomycota; Lecanoromycetes; Lecanorales; Parmeliaceae.